This is a messenger RNA of Phaeodactylum tricornutum CCAP 1055/1, 1038 nucleotides long. RefSeq lists its product with no specific name. Lineage: Eukaryota; Bacillariophyta; Bacillariophyceae; Surirellales; Neidiaceae. The transcript has a single exon. Bases 1 to 1038 code for a protein of 345 amino acids. The record is from RefSeq and is a predicted model, not a curated record.
AUGCCGCGGCACAGCAAGUGUUGGGAUGAACCUUCGGAGCCAAUGGACGAAAGCUCCUGUAACGCGUUGCAGGACGCGGAAGACAGCGUAGUCCGCUUGGUGGAAGACCGCAAGUUGGUGCGGCAAGCGACGUCUCGACAGUCUCAGGCUACUACUACGUUGGCGGAAAUGGUCUUGUCCUUGUCGUCGGCGUUGCAUCACGUGUGUCCGGACUCUCACGGAAGCGCGCGGGUUGCCCAGGUUGCUCAAGGCGUCGAAAGUCUCAAGCUCCGACAAACCAAAGCCACACGCAAGACGGAACAACUCGUACAGAAACUUCAAAGUACAAUCAAUGCCCAACAGAACGAACUCGAAAUCCUACGCGCUCGGCAGCAGCAACAACAACAACAGAAGCAUACGUACCAAAGGAACGUCCAGGUACAAGUGUCCCGUUGGCCCCCCGCACACGGUCCGCAAGACGAAAAGACCGGACGAAUGCCGGAUGUCGAAACCUCUACCCAACGGACCGAGACGACACACACGACGUCGUUUGAUUCACCGUCGGCGGACUCGCAUUCGACGACGGAGGCCUCUCCCGUUCGCACAGAAACUUGCCCCACUACAGAUCCGGAAUCCGAAUCGAGUCCUCUCCUUCCCACAUCACCCGCUCGAUCCCACAACGACUCCGCCCUGCCAGUGUCAAUGCCAGCACCAGUGCCAACGGUCCCGACACCAACGGCAUCACCCGUGUCGCUUACCGAAGACCCGAACGAUGCCAACAUCCUUCCCGCCCUUCUGGAUAUGCAUACACUCCUUGACCAGCCACCCGAUUCGGACGACAUGAGUGCCUUGACCUUGCACACCACCCGCCGUCCCAGUUCCUCUCCCCACGACCCGUCACCCUCGAAGCCUCGGCGCAACAAGGUGCGCCCUACCAAAGCCACUGAAGGGACGACUCCCCAAGAUAACCAUCCCACGAAGACUACCUCCACCUCUCGACGCCGUACCAAAAUUCCUGUCGAAAUUACUCUUUUACCUCAGGAACGACUGGAGGUCUAA